UUUCCCCAGCAAAAAGGUUUGUGAGUGGAGCAGGCGCCAAAGGUUCUAUGGCCCCAAGGCCCUGGAAAGAAGUCACUUACCAGAGUGUGUAGGCCCUUUAUCCAGAUCUCAAGUCUUCUAGCCCUUGGGAUCAGAACUUCCAGUUUCCUGGACCUGUCCUUUCAGCUUCUGCUCAAGCCUUGUUUUGGGGGCUACACUAAUCAGGAGUGAACUCACAGUUGGCCCACUAUGAACUGGAAGGUUCUCGAACAUGUGCCUGUGCUGCUAUAUAUCUUAGCAGCAAAAACACUGAUUCUCUGCCUAGCAUUUGCAGGAGUAAAAAUAUACCAGAGGAAGAGAUUGGAAGCAAAACAGCAAAAAUUGGAAGUUGAAAAGACAACACAAUCAGAGAAGAAAGAUAACUGAAGGGAACUUGAAGAUUUUGCUAUUUAAAUGUCAGCUUGUGUGGACUCCAGCUGAGAAGAAAGACAGUAAUUAUUGAAUGAUGCAUCAUAGGAUAAACUCCCAAUUUACAUGGUUAAGUUAAUGUGAAUUUUUGUAUAUUUUUAAAAGAACCAGUAUUUUUGUUUAUUGAAAUAAAAUACCUUUGUA
Castor canadensis (American beaver) is the source of this 591-nucleotide messenger RNA. It is a transcript of the gene Smim11, whose product is annotated as small integral membrane protein 11. The record is from RefSeq and is a predicted model, not a curated record. Lineage: Eukaryota; Metazoa; Chordata; Mammalia; Rodentia; Castoridae.